This is a messenger RNA of Drosophila biarmipes, 1214 nucleotides long. Its product is annotated as 2-oxoisovalerate dehydrogenase subunit beta, mitochondrial. The coding region runs from base 53 to 1141 and encodes 362 amino acids. Gene Ontology annotation, molecular function: catalytic activity. Lineage: Eukaryota; Metazoa; Arthropoda; Insecta; Diptera; Drosophilidae. The transcript is spliced from 6 exons. Gene Ontology annotation, biological process: response to nutrient; branched-chain amino acid catabolic process. The record is from RefSeq and is a predicted model, not a curated record.
CCAAUCGUGACGCAAUCUUGUCAAAUAUAUACAUGUUGUUAAUAAAAGAAAAAUGAUAGUUUCUCAAGUAGCGGGCAGGUUUUUUACUUCUAUGCGAUCUAUUAGAAGGUCACAGGUAUUGAUACGAUCGCAUUUUACCUAUUAUCCUUCUUCAUUGGGAACUGGUAAAAAAAUGAAUAUGUUCAACGCUAUAAAUAAUGCUAUGGAUUUGGCGCUAUCCGAUGACAAAUCAACAUUAUUGUUCGGUGAGGAUGUGGGAUUUGGUGGAGUUUUUCGGUGUUCAAUUAACCUACGAGAUAAGUAUGGAAGUCACCGCGUCUUCAAUUCUCCUCUAUGUGAGCAGGGAAUCGCAGGCUUUGCGAUUGGUGUGGCAAAUACUGGAGCUACCGCAAUUGCCGAAAUUCAAUUUGCGGACUAUAUAUUUCCGAGCUUUGACCAGAUAGUAAAUGAAGCUGCCAAAUUUCGAUACCGAAGUGGAGGGCUCUUUGACUGUGGAUCGUUAACAUUUAGAGUUCCUUGUGGUGCUGUCGGUCACGGAGCACUCUACCAUUCUCAAAGUCCAGAAUCAUACUUUGCUCACACCCCGGGCCUUCGUGUUGUGAUUCCUCGUGGACCCAUAAAGGCAAAAGGUCUUCUACUUGCAUGUGUUCGUGAUCCAAACCCUUGCAUAGUUUUUGAGCCUAAAACUUUGUAUCGAGCAGCUGUUGAGGAAGUACCAACGGAAUACUAUACAUCGGAACUCGGCAAAGCUGACAUACUUCGGGUUGGAAAAGAUGUCACACUAAUUGGCUGGGGUACACAAGUCCAUGUUUUAUUAGAAGUUGCUGAAUUGGCCAAAAUACACUUGAAUGUCGAUUGCGAAGUAAUCGAUUUGGUAUCUAUUUUACCAUGGGACACAACCUUAAUUUGUACCUCUGCUCAAAAAACAGGAAAAGUUAUAAUUGCUCAUGAAGCUCCAUUUACUCAGGGAUUCGGCUCAGAACUAGCAUCAUACAUCCAAGAAAAAUGUUUUUUUCACCUAGAAGCACCCGUGAAGCGGGUUACUGGGUGGGAUACACCGUUUCCACAUGUCUUUGAGCCUUUUUAUUUGCCUGAUAAACACCGAUGCUUGUCAGCUAUACAAGAAAUUGUUAACUUUUAACACCCAUGUGGCCCAUUUGUCUUUAUGUAAUGAAGGAAUAUGAAGAUGAAUAAAUGCAUUUAUUUACAAAAUA